Didymodactylos carnosus is the source of this 618-nucleotide messenger RNA. Lineage: Eukaryota; Metazoa; Rotifera; Eurotatoria; Philodinida; Philodinidae. The record is from the annotation of a GenBank genome assembly.
AUGGAUGGUGAAUGGGCAUUACAAAAUGCAUUUACAGACGUAUUUCCAGGCCUUGAAACGCUUCGUUGGCAUAAUCAUUUUUAUAAAGACAUUAAAAAGUGCUUACGUGAAAAUCUUAAUCGUCUUCAUCAAGGAGUUACUAAUCGUGCACAAGAACCAUCACCAGCAAUAACCGUCACCACAACACCCUUCGUUUUACCAGAAUUAAUAACAAAUCAAUUGCCAUCAUCUAACGAAUCUCCGAAUGAUUUAUACAGACGAUUGAAAGAUUUAUUCGUGAAACAACAUUUGGACGAUGUAUGUAACUUGUUAAGGGGUGUUACGAAAAUUGAAUUUAUGAAUGAAUAUCAAAAGAAAAAGGUUGAAUGGGCACCAGCAUUCACAGCGUACUGGGAACGAUGGCAUUUAUCGCAUAUUGAUUGUUUUGGUACAUGGACCAAUAGACCCUAUGGUUUAUUUGAUGAAAUUUCUGGCAUUACCAACAAUCCCGUUGAGAGUAUUAAUGCUGUUUUAAAAAAAUGGAUUUCAUGGAAACAAUUAACAACGGACAAAUUGGUGCAAAUGUUGUAUUUAUUUCUCGGAUAUUAUUGCAAUGAGAUCAAAAGAGGUUUAUCUUAG